Molecule: messenger RNA, 633 nt
Organism: Colletotrichum spaethianum
Lineage: Eukaryota; Fungi; Ascomycota; Sordariomycetes; Glomerellales; Glomerellaceae
Product: xylanolytic transcriptional activator xlnR
Exons: 3
Coding region: 1-633 (210 amino acids)
Biological process (GO): GMP salvage; hypoxanthine metabolic process; XMP salvage
Cellular component (GO): cytoplasm
Molecular function (GO): hypoxanthine phosphoribosyltransferase activity
Source: RefSeq, a predicted model, not a curated record
AUGGUUGAGAAGCUCUACGUCACGUACAACGAUGUCCACAAGCUCUGCCAGGAGUCCGCCGUCAAGAUCCUCGAGACCUUCCAGCCCCAGCUUAUUAUCGCCAUCGGCGGCGGCGGCUACGUCCCUGCCCGUAUCCUACGUUCCUUCUUGAAGAAGCCCGGCAACCCCAACAUCCCUAUCCAGGCCAUCGGCCUCUCCCUCUACGAGAGCCUCCCCGAGACCUUUGGCGGCAACGCCACCCCUGGCGUCCCCGAGGUUCCCGGCACAAAGGUUACCCGCACCCAAUGGCUUGACCUCAACGCUAUCGGCGACAUGGAGAACCUCGUCGGCAAGCGCAUCCUGAUCGUCGACGAGGUCGACGACACCCGCACCACCCUCGAGUAUGCUGUCAAGGAGCUCGAGAAGGACGUCGAGGCCGCCAGCCAGCGCCUCGGCAAGGGCCAGAAGACUGAGUUUGGCAUCUUUGUCCUGCACAACAAGGACAAGCAGAAGAAGGGUACCCUGCCCGCGGAGAUGAUGAACUCGGGCCACUACCUCGCUGCCCGUACCGUCGGCGACGUCUGGAUCAACUACCCCUGGGAGGCCAUCGACAUUGACGAGCACGACCGCAACGCCGCCGAGCAGAGAAAGUAG